UGUUUCUUCCGAAGACUUGAAAACAUCUGUUGUGUAACUACAUUGCUGUGACAACUUACCCUAUAUUGUUUUUUUUUAGUGUGUCAACCCCACAUACAAGUCAAGUUGUAUCUCUUUUCCUGGGCAUCAACAAUAGGAAAUGUUUUUUUGUAUCCAGGACUUCAAACAUCACCUAAAUAUUCACUGGAGUAAAACAUAAUUUCAUUAGAUUAAGAAAACGGCAUACAUGCGCUAUAUAUGCACACGAAUACCCUUAUAGUUUUGGCGAAAAGACCUUUUCUAAUUUGCUUACACCACGAAACUGUUCGGCUUUAGGACCCAGCAGCGGUCAGCGAGGCACAGAGACCUUACGGUGAAUCACUAGAUGACGGGAGGAGCCCUAUGUAUCCGUAUCAACCAGGAUUCAAAGCAGCUCAGCGUUUUAACAAUAAUUCAGAUAUUAUUGUGUUUAAAUGAACACAAUAUCACUCGAAUAGAAUGACACUAAGAAGUAUUUCUGUACCCUGAUGAGCUGCACGGAGGUGUGGUGGUCAGAGAUGGAGCACAUCAGAAUGCCAAAGGUUGAAAAUGUCCGGUUAGUGGACAGAAGUUCUUCUCGAAGAAUUCAAGUGGGCACGCUCUACCUGACAGCCACACACACGAUCUUUGUCGGUAAAGGAUCUGAGGACAGAAGUGAGCUGUGGGUUCUGCACAGUUUGGUGUGUAACGUUGUAAAGCAUAAAGCAUCUCAGAGCGGAUACCCUUUAUUAAUCCACUGCAAGAACUUUCAGGUCAUGCAGUUGAUCAUUUCUCAAGAGAGCGACUGCCACAAUGUUUACACUUCACUCUCACGUCUCUCCAGGCCAGAAAAAUAUGAAGAGUUGUAUUGUUUUUCCUUCAAUCCCAAUGUCGACAAAGCUGAACGGGAGCACUCAUGGGACUUUUUAGAUCUGAAGGCUGAGUACAGUCGAAUGGGACUUCCAAAUAAGCUAUGGCAUGUCACCCCAAUCAACCGAGAGUACAGGGUGUGUGAUACUUACCCAGCUGACUUGUUUGUGCCUCAAUCCGUCACCCUCCCUGUCAUCAUAGGGAGCUCACUGGGUGUGGCUAGAGAAAUUGAACUCAGGUACCAGGGCCAAAUUCUCAUGAAGUGCCCAUUCCACAGAGAGGACAGUGCCACAAUAUGUCGCAGCAGUCAGCCUCUCUCUGGCUUCAGUGCUCGCUGCCUGGAGGAUGAGCAAAUGCUGCAGGCCAUCAUGAAGUCUAAUCCUGGCAGCAGAUUCAUGUAUGUUGUAGACACCAGACCCAAGCUAAAUGCAAUGGCAAACCGAGCUGCGGGCAAAGGCUACGAAAAUGAGGACAACUACUGCAACAUUAAGUUCCAGUUCAUCGGCAUUGAAAACAUCCAUGUGAUGAGGAACAGUCAGCAGAAACUCAUAGAGGGUAUUGUGCUGAUUGAGAAAGACUGGGUUUCUUUUGGACACAAGUUUUCACACAGAUGUGGUCAUCUUGAUGGAGAAGCAAAGGAAGUGUCACCUGUCAUAGACCAGUUCCUGGACUGUUUAUGGCAGCUUAUGGAACAGUUUCCCUGUUAUUUUGAGUACAAUGAGAAGUUUCUAAUCAGCAUCCACAACCACAUCUACUCCUGUCACUAUGGCAACUUCAUUUGUAACAGCCAGAAGGAGAGGAAAGAUCUGUGCAUCAAAGAGAAAACUCAUUCCAUAUGGCCUCAUUUAUGGGAGAACAAGCUGGAUUUCAUGAACCCUCUGUUCAAACCUGAUCAGAGCCAGAAUCAGGGACUUCUAAGGCCCAGAACUGCCCCCUACUGUUUUAAAUACUGGAGAAGGUUGUAUAACCGUUUUGAUCGUGAGUUGCACCCACGUCAGUCUGAGCUAGAUUGUCUGAUGACUGUAAAAGAGGAAACGCAACGACUUGAGGAAGAUCUGGCUCUCUGUGAGCAGAAACUGGCUGUUCUGGAUAAGGAGCGUGCAAAAACCCUUUACAUGCAAAAGGGUGUGUUGGAGAGCAAGCAGGCCCUGUGGUCGUUACCUUUAGAUACAAGCCUGGCCAAUACUCCUCAGGAUUACAUCGGUGGCUUUAUAGGUGGUGCUCCCAAUGUUUUCACCCUACAACAAGGAGAGAGAGAAAGCUCAGAGCUUUGCCUGUUUGGAGACAAACCAAAAAGCUCUGAUGCUGACAAUAGUGACCAGGAGUCAGGAGUGGCAGAUUUCAGCUCCCAUUCUUCUGGUGAAGAGUCCUUGCCAAGUGAGGACAGUGUGAAGGAUCCUGAUUCGGAUGAGACUGGCCCCAACAGAGCGUGAACAAAUGCAACAUUUUGCAAGAAGAAAAAGCUAUUACUGUACCUGAUCAACUGUAUGUGAUCUACUUGAUCUGCUGUAUGUGAUCAAGAUAUGAGUGUGGUAUUUCAAAUUAUGCAAAGAUAUUGGACAAUGUGGACAUGUGUCUGGCAUUACAGAAGCAUGUCUUUCUGUCUGAACAUGUAAUACAGGUGUACUAUAUAAAGAGUGAUAUUUUAAUCUAGUAUAUAUUUAUAAUUUCUCAUUAGCAUGAAUUCUUUCAAACAUUAAAUACUUGUGUGCAAUAAAUUAUCUGAUCUUAAUUUUUUGCACUUUGUGCACUUGAAUAACAUGAAUAUCUGAAAAUUCUGUUUAUUGUGAAAUGAAUGUGAUAUUUACAUUAGAAAUUACUUAUUUAAAGCUAUUUAUUUCUUAGUGGAUUCGGAUGGUCCUUGGAUAGUUUACAUAGUGUAAAACAUUUGUCUGGCACAAUGAUCUUUGUUGUUUGUUAAAAAACUAAUUCCAAGAAACGCAAAGAACCAAAAGAAACCAGACCAAAUAAGCAUUGAGUGAAGCAAAAAAUAUAUUAAUACUAAUGUAUACAUUUAGGAAAU
Molecule: messenger RNA, 2890 nt
Organism: Sinocyclocheilus grahami
Lineage: Eukaryota; Metazoa; Chordata; Actinopteri; Cypriniformes; Cyprinidae
Product: myotubularin-related protein 7-like
Exons: 13
Coding region: 507-2300 (597 amino acids)
Biological process (GO): phosphatidylinositol dephosphorylation
Cellular component (GO): cytoplasm
Molecular function (GO): phosphatidylinositol-3,5-bisphosphate phosphatase activity; phosphatidylinositol-3-phosphate phosphatase activity
Source: RefSeq, a predicted model, not a curated record